Molecule: messenger RNA, 498 nt
Organism: Dendronephthya gigantea
Lineage: Eukaryota; Metazoa; Cnidaria; Anthozoa; Malacalcyonacea; Nephtheidae
Product: T-cell acute lymphocytic leukemia protein 1 homolog
Exons: 1
Coding region: 1-498 (165 amino acids)
Biological process (GO): regulation of transcription by RNA polymerase II
Molecular function (GO): RNA polymerase II cis-regulatory region sequence-specific DNA binding; protein dimerization activity; DNA-binding transcription factor activity, RNA polymerase II-specific
Source: RefSeq, a predicted model, not a curated record
AUGGUGAGCGCUAGUAGUAUUCAAGGAAAAUUAUAUCGUUCAUCCACAAAUUGCAAACAAUCAUCUUCAUGGAAAUCAUUUGCUUAUUCAUCUCCGUGUUCACAAGAUAUUAUAUCGGAUUAUUAUCCGUUAAGAGAGAUCAAGAAAGUCCCACAUAUCAGCAUGGCCUAUCAUGAUGAACAACGACAAAAUAAAGUUGUUAAAAGAAUGUUCACAAAUACACGAGAAAGAUGGAGACAGAAGAAUGUUAAUCAUGCUUUUGGUGAAUUAAGAAAACUCUUACCUACAUACCCAUACGAUAAGAAACUAUCGAAAAAUGAAAUUUUAAGGCUUGCGAUGAGAUAUAUUCAGUUCUUGGACAAACUCUUACAUGAUAUGGACACAAUGGACAGCGAAUAUUUAAAUAGCAGAUGGGAUAAACAGUUUCCAUACAGCGCACAGUAUGGCAUUGAAUACACACAAUGUUCUCAAUAUGAUGCUGUAUAUAGUCCACAGUAA